This is a messenger RNA of Pocillopora verrucosa, 1644 nucleotides long. The record is from RefSeq and is a predicted model, not a curated record. NCBI's taxonomy places the organism in Eukaryota, Metazoa, Cnidaria, Anthozoa, Scleractinia, Pocilloporidae.
AUGACUCUUGAGUUCUCACGAAAUGGCGAUGAGAUGGACUUGUUACCGAGUAGUCAUAAAGAAACCUGUUCAAAAGGAGCUCAAAUGGAGCGAUAUCCCCAGCAAAACACCGAAGAAAGAAAAAAAUUACUCACCCACAAAACUUCCGCUACAACGAAGAAAACAGAUGAAUCAACCUCAAAGCACGAAAGGCCUGAUUCUAUCAGAUACAAGCCCUCCGGUUUUGAACAAUUUGAAAAGGUAAAUCCUGAGUCACUUUACACACUACAAGGCUCGUUUGGUGCUGAUAGUCGUGCUGACACUCUUUUGGUGGAUGAAACAGAAUUAAACGACUCACUUGGGUUUUUGACGGGUCUCUACGAGAUUACACCACUUUCGGAUGAAUUUAACACUGUUGAGAAAGAUAUUGAGCGUUUACUAGUUAACUUAGAUGCCAAAACGAGAAGCCUUGUUGACUCAAAAAGGGAACAUUCAAGUGCUUUAGAAAAAGUUUUGACGCUUAAACUGGUGGAGAGUAAAGUUAUGGUUGGCAAUAACAAUGGUCUUAUCGACUCUAUAAGUGCAGAGAUUAAGCUUAACAAAGAGAAGUUUGUGAACGAAAUUGAAAGAGAAAACAUUUCCAAUGUGCCUCAAAUUCAUGAAGAAGUGGAAACAUCAGUUUCAUAUCCAGUGGUUGAAAAAGGUUCAAGAAUGACAAAAAAGAAACGAUUUGUGCCAGAACAACACACUCGUGUAGAGCUUCCUCAUCGCACAUACGAGCAAGACGAUGAAAGUGACAAGCAAAACAUCGAGGGAAGAAAUGGCUAUGGAACAGAAUUUGUUAAGGAAAAAAGGAUCGACGCAGAACAAUGGAUAAGUAAUCUUUUUAAAGGCAUCGGCGCUGUAGAAAAAAUGAAUAAGUUGAAAACAAAUGGCCCAGAGGAAAGCGAAAAUGUAACAAGGAAAAAAGUUCGCCAAAGUCAGCAAACGGAUUUGAAAGAUAUUUUUCCAAGCUGGUACCUUCCCGAAUCUGUUGAGUUUUUAUCUUCUCUGAACAAAAGAGUCAUUGCAAAUGGGAAAAGAUGGAGGGAUGGUUCACAUGUCGCUCCAAACAACUGUGAAAGAAGAGGAAAUUUUCUUUCAGGGAGCGAUAGCACAGGGGCCAAAAAGUUCGCCGAAACAAUUCCGUUCGGUCAUAAAAGGCAACAAAGAAAAGCCGAGAGAGAUUUUCGUCUUGCUUUAUGGCAAGAAAAGAACGCUCUUUUGCGAGACAAAAACGGCGAUCCAGUCAGCACCAACAACAUCGAUGGUAGCCUUCAGGGAAAGAUUGGAGAGAAGUUUAAAUGGGCCCCUCGCUUCAGAGAGGAGGAAACUUUUAAGUUGAGUGAGGGAAGCAAAUAUCCGAAGAGGAUGACAAACUUCGGAGAGCAAGAGAGGACGUCGUUAGAAGAUGAAAAACAGUUGGAUUCCCUCUUGGACUUGUAUAAAUCAACUCAAGACGUGUUGCAGAAACAGGCAGAGCAGGAAAUGGCCAUUAAGAAAUGUAGGAACAAAGUAGAUUGUAUGACUGAAGAAAUGAAAACGUUACAAAAAAUUAUUGCAGAGGAUGGUACGCUUAAACAAGGAAUAAAAAUGGUUUCUGGGAAAACUUCGUGGUCAAUUUAG